Morchella sextelata is the source of this 636-nucleotide messenger RNA. RefSeq lists its product as uncharacterized. The coding region runs from base 1 to 636 and encodes 211 amino acids. The record is from RefSeq and is a predicted model, not a curated record. NCBI's taxonomy places the organism in Eukaryota, Fungi, Ascomycota, Pezizomycetes, Pezizales, Morchellaceae. The transcript has a single exon.
AUGUCGGGACACGCUACUAUUGAUUAUCAACAGCUCAGCAACAGCCUCCGAACCUUUUUUCAAGAACAUCCACAGGUCAAUGAUGUUAUCGGAGCCGAAGCCUAUGCACUUCUCCAACAGUGUCAACAUGGUCUUGCUCAGUAUGCAACGGAUUUACAAGAGAUAGAAGCGGAGGCUGAAAGGGCGAGAAGAAUGUUUGAACGAGAUCUUGCUGCUGCCCGAGCCCAACAAACUGCUGUCCAAGCUGUUGCCCCUGAGGGAGCACCUGUCGGAGACAAUGCUCCACCUGCACCCCCAGUACCACUCACUACAGAUACUACCUAUCGGUCAGAAAAGCUUCCGGAUCCUGAGGUGUUCAGGGGGGAUCGUGAUCGAGAAAGACUACACCUAUUCAAGCAACAAAUGAAAAUCAAGCUAUUGGGAAAUGCCGAUCGCUACCCCACCCUACAGUCGAAAUUAUCCUAUGCAUUCAGUAGAUUGGAAGGCGUUGCUGCCAAUCAGUUCUUACAGUAUGUCGGGAAAGGAGAGAUUACCUUGCCCUCUAUGAGACGAUUUUAUGAGAUAUUGGACACUGCUUUUGGGGACCCCGAUCGGAUGCGUACGGCUAGGAGGAACCUUCGGAACAUCCGCCAAUGA